AGAGAUAAAUGAGAUUUAUUUUACUUCUACCCCCAGUGGACAAACCGGAUUAAGGGUGUCUUUGGCAUUUCUCGCUACUUUUCAGGUACUUAAUCCUCAAGUUAAAGUUUAUCAUAUAGAUACGUUAUUAUUACAAGCAGGAACCGAAAAUUGCCUCAGCAUGUUAACCAUUGACAGCAGUGGAAAUAAAUAUCAUAUCGCAGUUUAUCAAAAUAAAAAGUGUUUGCUAGUUAAUCAGGUUAUCCAGCGAGUUGAAUUAACCAAAAUAAAAGAAAAAUUUCCUGAUUUCAGGAUUUUCCAAGAUUUUCAAGGAUUAGAAAUAGGCCUAAAAUAUGUAUUAUUACUAACUUUUAAAAUGGACUUUCUUCAAGAACUAAACGAACAACAAAAACAAGCCGUUUAUGAAGAACAUUCCCGAAUAUGCGUUAUUGCCGGACCUGGUUGUGGCAAAACUAAAACUCUG
Messenger RNA from Racocetra persica, 463 nucleotides. The record is from the annotation of a GenBank genome assembly. NCBI's taxonomy places the organism in Eukaryota, Fungi, Glomeromycota, Glomeromycetes, Diversisporales, Gigasporaceae.